Messenger RNA from Alternaria viburni, 936 nucleotides. RefSeq lists its product as uncharacterized. The transcript is spliced from 3 exons. The record is from RefSeq and is a predicted model, not a curated record. The coding region runs from base 1 to 936 and encodes 311 amino acids. Lineage: Eukaryota; Fungi; Ascomycota; Dothideomycetes; Pleosporales; Pleosporaceae.
AUGGGCUCUCAAGGCUCAGACGCUCGACAGAUUGACGGCGUAGGAGGGGCGACUUCAACGACUUCCAAGGUUGCAGUUGUUUCGCCAUCAUCACGAAUGGGCGUUGAUAUCGAUUACACUUUUGUACAAGUAGCAGUGGGUCAGGAGGCGGUCGAUUUCAGCGGGAACUGUGGAAACAUGUGCGCUGGUGUUGGACCAUUUGCGCUACAAGAGGGACUAGUGCGUGCAAGCCCCGGAGAGAAGACGCUCGAUGUACGGAUCUUCAAUACGAACACUUCGCGGCUCAUCGUCGAUACCGUUCAAGUAAACGAGGACGGAUCGUUCGAUGAAGACGGAGACUACGCGAUACCAGGCGUCAAGGGAACCGGAAGCGAAGUAAAAGUGGCCUUUGUGGAUCCUGCCGGGAGCAUGACCGGAACUCUCUUUCCUACGGGGAGACGAUGUGAUACUAUUCAUGUGAAAGGACAAGACGGCAAUCGCUUCUCGGUCAAGGCGACGUUGAUAGACGCAGCGAAUCCUUUCAUCCUAGUCGACGAACGAACAUUACCGCCAAAUCUAAGGAGAGGGAGCAAAGACACCGCCGUCUACCUCAAGGAUAUGGAGUCAAUACGAUGUACUGGCGCUGUUUUGAUGGGUCUUGCUUCUGAUGUAGACGCUGCUGCAAAGGUCCGUGGUACACCGAAGCUGGCCAUCAUCUCAUCUCCUCAGCCAGAUGACCAUAGCCGGGAAGGCACGCCGGACAUUCAUGUCCAAGCUUUCAGUAUGGGCAAACCCCACCCGAGCCUGCAACUCACAGGUGCGGCAUGCUUGGCGUCGGCAGUGUGCAUAGAAGGUACCGUCGCCCACGGACUUGCAUCCGGCGGCAAGUUCUUCGGAUCUUCUACCGAGCCAGCGGAGAGUCUGUCUUUCGCAUUCGAGCGGUUCGAUCAAGGUUGA